Messenger RNA from Dioszegia hungarica, 1500 nucleotides. RefSeq lists its product as uncharacterized. Bases 1 to 1500 code for a protein of 499 amino acids. NCBI's taxonomy places the organism in Eukaryota, Fungi, Basidiomycota, Tremellomycetes, Tremellales, Bulleribasidiaceae. Gene Ontology annotation, cellular component: spliceosomal complex. Gene Ontology annotation, biological process: mRNA processing; regulation of mRNA splicing, via spliceosome. The record is from RefSeq and is a predicted model, not a curated record. Gene Ontology annotation, molecular function: RNA binding. The transcript is spliced from 6 exons.
AUGGCAGGUCAUUCAGGUCUAAGAGGAACCGACGCCAGCCAGGAUACGCGGUUCAAAGAUAAGGAAGCUGCGUCCAUCAAGGCAACCAAGUUCCCUGCCAACUUCUCCGAAAGAGUCGAUCUCCGUAAAGUCAACAUCUCGGUGUUGAAGCCAUGGAUCGCUAAAAAGGUCGUCGAGCUCAUCCGGGUGGAUGAUGAUAUCGUCGUCGAGUUUGUCUUUAGUCUGCUGGAGGACAAAGAGUCGAGUACGCCUGAUCCGAAGAAGCUGCAAGUCUCGCUGUUGGGUUUCAUGGACAAGUAUGGUGCUGCGGCGUUCAUGGAGGAAUUAUGGACGCUCUUGCUCUCAGCUCAGGCUUCUUCUACCGGUAUUCCAGCUACGUUCCUUGCUGCCAAAAAAGCCGAAAUCCAGUCUCGCCAGCAACCUGCCCCAGCAGACAGCAGCGUGAUGCGCGUCGGCGCGAUGAUUCCGCCAGGUCGACCAAAUGCUGCUGGAAUGUUUGAUGACCGUCGUGGACAGGACUCUCGACAGGUACAAGGACAAGGCUACGGCCGCGAUGGGGAUCGGAGGAACCAAGGAGAUGCUGGAUACGAUUCCCGUAUCCCCCCUCCGAGGCGGUAUGACGAUCGACCGCCACCCGGGCGAGUCGGCAACUUUGAGCAGCAGCGGGAUAAUGGGUAUGGGAAUAGGGGACCACCUCAAUCGCGUCGAUCCCCUAGUCCGCGGAGGGACAUGGGACGGCGCGAUGAUCGGGAUAGGGAUCGGGACCGUAGCGGGCGGGACCAAGGGCGAGAUGACCGCCGGCGUCCUACACCCCCUCGCCGACCUUCUCCUCCCCCUCGUCGGCGGUCUCCAUCCCCUCCUCCCCGCAGACAAUCGCCCUCGCCCCCGCCUCGCCGGCGCGCGAGGGACUCGGACACUCCUCCUGCUCGGAAACGGUCUUCACCCGUCAAAGACUCAAAGAGGAGGGAGCGGGACGAUUCCCCGCCGCGCCGCCGAGCUCGCUCUCCGUCCAGCAGCGCCUAUCCCUCCCCACCGCCCAAGCGAAGAGGCCGGAGUCCAUCUCGUACACCCACGCCUAGCGAUCCAAGGGGUCGUUCCAGAUCCCCAACUCUCACUCCGCCUCGAAGGAAGCAGGACGACUCGACCCCUCCCCGGUCGGCUCGGAAGCGGAGGGACGAUUCUACCCCUCCCAGGAAGAGACGGGACAGUUCCACUCCCCCUCGUAAAAAGCGGUCCCCGAGCCAUUCGCGGUCCCCUUCGCCGCCACCGACGAGGAGGAGGCGAUACUCGUCCACUCCGCCGCGGACUGGCGAGAAGGAGGAGAAGAGUGGGAAGGACAGGGUGAGCGAGGCGGGGAGGAAGAAGACGGAGGAGCUAGCGAGGCGGACCAAGGAGCUCGAUAGUAGUUCGGCGGGAAAGAAGAAGACGGAAGAGGCGGCGAGAAGGACAAAGAAGCUGGAGGGGGCAUUGGGGAAAAGUAGAUGGGCGGAGGACGAAUGA